GUCCAGCGGGAGGGCGCGCGCGCGCGGGACUUUCAAGCGUCGGACCCGGGGAACUCGAGCUGCCAUGAGCCUCUGGGUGGACAAAUACCGGCCGUGCUCCUUGGCACGGCUGGACUAUCACAAGGAGCAGGCGACCCAGCUGCGUAACCUGGUGCAGUGUGGUGAUUUUCCUCACCUGUUAGUGUAUGGACCAUCAGGUGCUGGAAAAAAAACAAGAAUUAUGUGUAUUUUACGUGAACUUUAUGGUGUUGGAGUGGAAAAAUUGAGAAUUGAACAUCAGACUAUCACGACUCCAUCUAAAAAAAAAAUUGAAAUGAGCACCAUUGCCAGUAAUUACCACCUUGAAGUUAAUCCCAGUUUGGAUUCUGUUUCUCAGAUUUCUUCUCAUUUUGAAGUGUCAUCUUUGAAGGGAGUGGUAUUAUUGACAGAAGUUGACAAACUCACCAAAGAUGCUCAGCAUGCCUUGCGCAGAACCAUGGAGAAGUAUAUGUCCACCUGCAGAUUGAUCUUGUGCUGCAAUUCUACGUCUAAAGUGAUACCUCCCAUUCGCAGUAGGUGUCUGGCAGUUCGUGUCCCUGCUCCCAGCAUUGAAGACAUUUGCCAUGUGUUAUCCACUGUGUGCAAGAAGGAAGGUCUGAAUCUCCCUUCACAACUGGCUCAUAGACUUGCAGAAAAGUCCUGCAGAAAUCUCAGGAAAGCCCUCCUUAUGUGUGAAGCCUGCAGAGUACAACAAUAUCCUUUUACUGCAGAUCAAGAAAUCCCUGAGACGGAUUGGGAGGUGUAUCUGAGAGAGACUGCAAAUGCAAUUGUCAGUCAGCAGACACCACAAAGGCUCCUUGAAGUUCGUGGAAGACUCUAUGAGCUUCUAACCCAUUGUAUUCCUCCUGAGAUAAUAAUGAAGGGUCUUCUCUCAGAACUUUUACAUAAUUGUGAUGGACAGCUGAAAGGAGAAGUAGCCCAGAUGGCAGCUUUUUAUGAACAUCGUCUACAGCUGGGUAGCAAAGCCAUUUAUCACUUGGAAGCAUUUGUGGCCAAAUUUAUGGCACUUUAUAAGAAGUUCAUGGAGGAUGGAUUGGAAGGCAUGAUGUUCUGACUUCUAUCAGUAAUUCUUCCAAGCAUUUCUCAGUAUCAGCAUUUAUCUACAGUUUAUAUAGGAAGAGGUGUAGGUAAAAUAAAAUAACUUUACUUAGUCAUGUCUUA
Galeopterus variegatus (Sunda flying lemur) is the source of this 1200-nucleotide messenger RNA. RefSeq names its product replication factor C (activator 1) 3, 38kDa (gene RFC3). The transcript has 9 exons. Gene Ontology annotation, cellular component: DNA replication factor C complex; nucleus. Gene Ontology annotation, biological process: DNA repair; DNA-templated DNA replication. The record is from RefSeq and is a predicted model, not a curated record. Bases 65 to 1093 code for a protein of 342 amino acids. NCBI's taxonomy places the organism in Eukaryota, Metazoa, Chordata, Mammalia, Dermoptera, Cynocephalidae. Gene Ontology annotation, molecular function: DNA clamp loader activity; DNA binding; ATP hydrolysis activity.